UGAUGUGAGAUAUUGAUCUUUAAUAACUGACAUUUUAAAUGGAGAAUGCAAGUAUAUUGUGAAGCUUUGGUGAUUGUUCUUUACUUGCUAACAUUUGGAGUUUUAAUGUAUAGUUUUGAGUGAUGUAUGGAAUUGUCCAUAUAUGAAAAGGUCUUCAUUUUAAAGCCACUUGAAAGUGAUCUGAAGUGGAAGGGUUGAAGUGUAACACAUCAAGGGAAUAAGUGGAAUGGGUUUACUUUGUGGAGGAUGUUAUAAAUAUUAGAAUACUUGGUAUAUGUAUUUGGUAUAAAAUUUCAUAGCACAGUGUUGUUCCUGAGGGAGCGAUAGAAUUUUUUUUUGGGGUUCACUUCAGAGAAGUAGUCCAAUUCACACUGCUGUCGCUGCCUGUGAGCUGAUACCGGGGAAGAAUUAUGCCAAAAGAACCACACAGGGUCAAUGCUCUUCAAAGCUUAUUGAGACAGACAGGGAGUAUUUAUACAAAUCAAAGAUCUUUGUCAUUAUGUAUGUGCAAUAAAACAAUACGCAUCAAAGGUGUCAGCAGAGGUGGUGGCAGAUAUCUCUACAGGUGGGACGCCGACGGAGUGAAGCAGAACAAAGAAUUCCUUGGUCACAAAGUGUAUUGUGGUCAUAAGAUAAGGUCAUAGACAAAAGACAUCAGAAAAUCAGCACAGAGCGUGCCAAGAUUUAUUCCAAAUCUAUCAGGGAGGUAAUAGAAUUAGUUUCUUGGACAAAGACAUGCGUUGUAGGCUGAUUGGCAUCUCUAAAUUGUCUGUAGUGUGGCAGUGUGAGAUUGUGUUCUGUGAUAGACUGCCAUCCUGUCCAGGGUGAACCCUCCCUAGUGCCCCGAGUCUCCUGGGACUGACUUCAGGCUCCUGUUGAUACAGUAGGAUAAAUGGUUUAGAGGAUGGAUGGAUGGAUGAGUUGAAUAGUUUAAUGCUGCAGGUUUACUUGCAUGUUUUGUGGAUUUUUCCUAAUUAGCAAAAUUUUAUCUAUCUAAUUGCUUUUUUAGUUAAUUUUAAUACCGAUGUAAAAUAUAAAAUAUAUAAAAUAAAAAAGUAAAAAAAAUAUAUGUAAUUUCGAACUUAAAAUUAUGGUUGAUUUUAUCAUGUAAUAAAUUGUUUUGAAUGUUUGUGGGAUUUUUACGGCAUUAUCAUUGUGACCAGAGAAUGUUCUAGUUUUAGGGAAAAUCUGUCGGUGAAAUAGCUUAAUAUUAGGAAAAUUCUGUUACACUGUCAUACGUGUUGAUAACCGAGGCAUUCCUGUCUGUGUGGAGUUGUAAUAAAAAUAACAAAAUAAAUAAAAGUAGUAAUAAUAAUACAGUGAAGAAGUGGUCAAUAUCAAGGGCCUUUAUCCUCACAAAUGUCUGAGCUUUACUCAUAGAUCAUCUGCAUAGUAAGAGUUUAUCGCAAAAUAAAUCUGUCUUCAGUUACACUGGAUAUCAGUAAUCCUGUGUGGGUCAUUAGUAAUAUGUAACUGUAAAAUAUUUGUAAAAUGUGAAACCUGACCUCCUGCUUGACUGUAGUGUGGAAUAUAACAGAAGUUAAUGUAUAACAAAAUACAUUUAUUCCUUCGAUCAUCAGCCAUUGAAUUUCUGAAAAAUGACAUACACUUUAUAUCCAGGUAAAGAAUCUAAAAGAACAACUUGAGCAGAAGAAAAAGAGUCAUAAAAGAGACGAGAGCUGCAGUCCGGGCGGACAGGUCCAGGAGAACAGCACUGACCCAGAUAUUGUGGACAUGCAGAGAGAUGCUAACAGGCAAGUAAAUGACCUCAAAUUUAAGCUGGUCAAGUCUGAGCAGGAAGUCACAGCUUUGGAACAGAAUGUAACAAGACUUGAAGGCCAGGUGACUCGGUACAAAUCUGCAUCAGAGAAUGCAGAGAAAGUGGAGGAUGAACUAAAAGCAGAGAAACGCAAACUGCAGAGAGAGCUCCGAUCUGCAUUGGACAAGAUUGAGGAGUUGGAGGCAAGUAACAGCCACCUGAACAAACGGCUGGAGAAGAUGAAGGUGUAUCGAGGCACGACAGCAUCACCCUAGUUAGCCUCUAACUCUGAGCUCAACCUCCACUGUGCCAUUCACUGACUUCUCUGAAGCAUGUUGCUGCUUCUCUGUACAGUUUCCCAUAAUUUUAUGAUGAGUUCAAUACACAAAAAAUGCACUGACGCACUACAAUAUGAUAUUGUGGCAUUUGUAUUGUAUUUAUAUUUAUUUCAGGGUGAGUUCAUGGUUGAGAAAUUAUACAAAGGUUUCAUAGGAAGUAUGGGGAAACCUUAGUGAAGCUGAUACCUGAAGGUUGCAAAGCUUUUUUGGGACUGCUUUAACAUUUGGUGGCAGUUCCAGGGAGUGAGGGGAAAAUACAUGACUGAGUUUAUAUUUUGUGUAGUAGACCGGUGACGAAUUAAAGGAAAAACAAAACCACAGAAGGUAUGUGGGUAAGGUGUUGGGCAGCCACAAGCUGCAGAACAAAUUCAGUCCUUGGUAUAAACUCUCCAAUUGUCUGGAACUGUACAAGAGGAAUGAACACUAUGCUUCCCAAUGAUAAAUGCUAAUUCAAUUAGCUUAAAGUGGUGAUGGUGGUGGAGAGUGGUGUAUAUUAUAACAGAAUCUCUCAUAAGUCGGUUGAGAUUUAUUUUCAUCUUCACUAGUGAGUCUUUGUGUCCUGUGAAUGAGAGCUUCGCCAUCCUGGAGACAUGGUCUCAAUAGGAUAGAAAUGUUUCAUCACUGGAGAAAGGUCAUCAUUCAGUCAAGCCGACCCAAACUCUGCCAGAAAACACAGCAUCACCGAGCUUUAUUCUUUCUGAAUUUCUUCCAGUCUGUAUGUGAUUUUUUUUCUUUCCCCCUUUUGCUUUUGUCUUUUCCUCAAACUGAAUCUAAAGCUGCUGGUAAAGGUCACUCCCUGAACCCCCUGCAAACGUGCACCAUAUAAUGACAUUUAAUGCUGCCAUAUUCAUGGUAAUAAAUUUUGUUCUUGGAUGAAGAUUUUAUCUUUAUUGCUUCAAAUAAAAACUCACCAGCAACCUUGACAAUAAACAAAAUGAAUAUUAAGCACAAAAUGCUUGUUUGAAUGUUUUCAGAUGAAGAGAGAGAUUUCUUGAAAGAUGCUCUAAAGUGGUGCUGUUCUGCCCUGUUUAGAAAGUUUAAAUCCUUUGUAAUGGAAAUUUUAAUGUAUACUGUGCAAUAAAAUG
Molecule: messenger RNA, 3182 nt
Organism: Hemibagrus wyckioides
Lineage: Eukaryota; Metazoa; Chordata; Actinopteri; Siluriformes; Bagridae
Product: leucine-rich repeat flightless-interacting protein 2-like
Exons: 4
Coding region: 1735-2034 (99 amino acids)
Biological process (GO): regulation of transcription by RNA polymerase II
Molecular function (GO): DNA-binding transcription factor activity, RNA polymerase II-specific; RNA polymerase II cis-regulatory region sequence-specific DNA binding
Source: RefSeq, a predicted model, not a curated record